UCGUCGCAUCCCGUAGCGGCUGAUGACGUGUAAUACGUGCGCCCUGAACAUGCAGCGCGUUUCAGGGCUUGGAAAGAUUCUGGUCUCCUUGCAAGCAAGGGGUGCUCCGGCGGCGCAGCAAUGGCAUUUGGCUCGUCUCCUUCAUGUUGGCAUUCCUGCACUGGCAGCAAAGGAAGUGCUGAUGAAACUUAGGAAGAAAACUGGCUAUUCCUUUGUGAACUGCAAGAAAGCCUUGGAAAAAUACGAUAAUAGUGUUGAAGAAGUGAGAACAAUUUUGUGUGCUGAAAUCUGGCUGCACGAACAAGCCCGGAAGGAGGGGUGGAGCAAAGCGCUGAAACUUCAAGGGCGGAAGGCAAAAGAAGGGCUAAUAGGGCUGCUUCAGGAGGGCAGCUCAGCAGUAAUGGUGGAGGUGAACUGUGAGACCGAUUUUGUGGCCCAAAAUGUUAAAUUUCAACAGCUGGUUCAGCAAGUAGCAGUUGGAACAAUGAUGCACCAUAAGGAAACCAUGGACCAGUCAAACACAUAUGCUAAGAGUUUCUUGAAUUCUGAUGAGCUUUCUCAACUCAGGAUGGGACCGGAGAGUUCAUUGCUUAUUGACCAACUUGCUCUGGUGAUAGGCAAGCUAGGCGAGAACAUCGUUGUCAAAAGGGCAGCGUGUAUAUCAGUGCCUGAGAACUUAUUCAUUGGCUCUUACGUACAUGGGCCACUCUCAGAAAGAAGCCCACUGCUUGCUAACAUGUUACUCGGCAAGUACGGUGCCGUGGUGAUCUGCAGUUCCUCAGACCAAGACCAAAAGUUGGAUGUCACUGAACUGGGCUGGAGACUGGCCCAACAUGUGGUAGGUAUGGCCCCUCUCUCUGUAGGCUCUCUGGAAGACGAACCUGGAGAUGAAUCUGAAACAAAGAUGCUUGCCCAGCCAUACCUGAUGGAGCCAACUAUUUCUUUGGGACAAUACCUUCAGCCUACUGGUGUAUCUGUGUUGGAUUUUGUGCGGUUUGAAUGUGGAGAAGAUCCAGAGUUGUCCAAGUCAAGCUAGAAAAGAUUUUUUUGUUCUGAGAAAGACUAAUUCCCAGUUCUGCUUGGGCUUGGGGAUAAUUAACAGAAGUAGCUGGUAAUGCCAGUAAUGCUAUGGUAAUGCUCUGGAAGCCAGCAAUAAAAAACACAACGUGUCUUUUGAAAACUCAGAAAUGGCUUUUGUGGAAUGUGACUGCCAAAAUGUGGCAAACAGAUGUUAAUGUAACAAAUAAAAUAUGAAUUCCUUCUUUGAGUGUGAUGGUAA
Messenger RNA from Candoia aspera, 1279 nucleotides. It is a transcript of the gene TSFM, whose product is annotated as Ts translation elongation factor, mitochondrial. Gene Ontology annotation, molecular function: translation elongation factor activity; protein binding. The coding region runs from base 23 to 1036 and encodes 337 amino acids. The record is from RefSeq and is a predicted model, not a curated record. Lineage: Eukaryota; Metazoa; Chordata; Lepidosauria; Squamata; Candoiidae. Gene Ontology annotation, cellular component: mitochondrial matrix. The transcript is spliced from 6 exons. Gene Ontology annotation, biological process: mitochondrial translational elongation.